AUAAAUUUUUUGUGUAACAUAUAAAUUUAAAUUACAAUGGGUAAAAAAGAAGAGUCAAAAGAAGAUGAAAACAAAGAUAAAGAUAAGAAAGAUGACAAAGAUAAAAAAGAACCAAAUGAUAUAUUUCGUUAUCCGUUAGUGCGGUUUCUUGGUGGAUAUCUACCAGAAGUUACUAAUGAUUUAGCAUCAAUAUCACCGUUAGUAUAUGGACAAUCAUGCUGGUUAUAUAAAAUACGCCCAACUUACAUACUAUUUGAUACAUUAAAUAAGGGUGUAAAAGCAUAUCAAGAUGAUAAAGGUAAUGGAAUUGGCCCGGGUCUAUUAGCAGCUGGUGAUCGUUAUUUAUGGCAUAUCUUUGCAUCGAUUCUACUACCAUCAAUAUCGUUAAACUAUUUACGACGUGGUUUAUCUAGAUUAUUAGGUACGAUAAAUUUAACAAAAGACAUGAAGACAUCAUUAAUAACUAUCGCUGUACUUGGUGCAAUACCGUUAAUUAUACAACCAUUAGAUGAAGUUGCUGAUCAUAUACUUGAAAACUCAUAUCGAAAAAUUUAUAUGGGUAAAGAUAAUAAAGAAGAAUCAAAGAAAGAAGAAAAGCAAGAUAAUGCAGCUUAA
Molecule: messenger RNA, 615 nt
Organism: Chrysoperla carnea
Lineage: Eukaryota; Metazoa; Arthropoda; Insecta; Neuroptera; Chrysopidae
Product: mitochondrial fission process protein 1-like
Exons: 2
Coding region: 37-615 (192 amino acids)
Biological process (GO): mitochondrial fission
Cellular component (GO): mitochondrion
Source: RefSeq, a predicted model, not a curated record